Molecule: messenger RNA, 1141 nt
Organism: Tilletiopsis washingtonensis
Lineage: Eukaryota; Fungi; Basidiomycota; Exobasidiomycetes; Entylomatales
Exons: 3
Coding region: 266-1120 (284 amino acids)
Cellular component (GO): cytoplasm
Molecular function (GO): zinc ion binding
Source: RefSeq, a predicted model, not a curated record
GCUGUAUCUGCCGCUGCCUGUCUCAUCUCGCAGCCGGCCUUGGAGGAGCACAGAGGCCGGGCGCGUGCUGCGCAGCCGGCCGGCGACGCGCGUACAGCACACGGCGGCGCAGCGUGUGGCGCCAUGAGAUCUGCUGCUGCGCCAAGCUGCGCCGCGCCAAGGCCUCACAAGGCCGCUGCUCCACACGACAUCUACGCCGCACCCGCCACCCCCACCUGCGACAUCACCCGCGCAGCCUCACUUUGCUCGCGCCUCUCCACGCACGAUGGCCGCCAGCAGCAGCAGCAGCGCCGCCGCAGGCCCCACCGACGCAUCGCUCCUCUUCCUCGGCCAGCAGUGCGCGCUGGCGGCGUGCCGGCAGAACGACUUUCUGCCGCUGCGCUGUCCCUUCUGCACGCGCCACUUCUGCGCCAGCCAUGCGCGCGCCGACGAGCAUGCGUGCGCCCACGCCGACGACGCCGACGUGCGCCGGCCGACGUGCGGGCGCUGUGGGCGCGCGAUGAAGUGGCAGCGCGGCGAGGCCGUGCAGGAGACGGUGCGCCGCCACCUCGCCGGCGGGCCGGCCAGCGAGUGUGCGCGCGGCGAGCAGCAGGCGCCCAAGGCCGAGGUGUGCCACUGCAGAGGCUGCACGAAGCGUCUCGUCGUCAAGAUCACAUGUCCGGCAUGUCAUCACAACUUCUGCCCCUCGCAUCGCGCACCGCAGUCGCACACCUGUGCCGCACCUGCCCCUGCCGCUGCGGCGUCAGGCGCUGCAAGUGCGCGGCAGGGCAAGCCGCUCGCGGCCACGUCUCGCCUGCUCCGGCCGAACGCAUCGAGCGCUGCGGACAAGCCGCCAUCAGAGAGCAAGGCCAGCGCCCCGUCGAAGCCGGCUGCGCUGCAGGAGGUGCGCGCAGACAUGCAGGCCGGCGUGCGGUCGGUCGGCAAGACACUGGGCGUGCAGAGCAAGGGCGACAAACGAGCAGCGUCGGAGCAGGCGUCCAUGCUGCAGGCACUGCAGACGCGGCAGCGGCUCGGCGUCCUCUCGAAGGCGGAGGAGGUGCGCCUCGCCGAGCUUGUGGCGCUGCGCGAGGGCGCCCGGCGGCGCGGCACCAAGGAGGGCAAGGACUGCUGCAUCUGCUAAUACCAUUAGACUGUCACCGGC